Molecule: messenger RNA, 315 nt
Organism: Miscanthus lutarioriparius
Lineage: Eukaryota; Viridiplantae; Streptophyta; Magnoliopsida; Poales; Poaceae
Source: the annotation of a GenBank genome assembly
AUGGCGGAGCUCGUCACUCACACGCGCGCCAUGCGCAGGGCCCAGGACGAGGUCCGCGCGGCUGCCAGCAGCUCAACCCGUGGCGGUGACGGCGUCAACGAGGACCACGUCGCCCCGAUGGACUACCUAAAGGCCAUGGUGAAGGAGACGCUCCGGCUGCACGCGCCGGCCGGUGCCGCUGCUUGUGCCCCGGGAGCUGCUGGGCUGUUGGCUGACACCGAGAUCCUGAGGUUUGUGCCGGAGAGGUUCUUGGUGAAGUCUUCGGCUCGCUGGGGCCCGCCGCCGGAGGCGAGGAAGACGACCCUGAAUCGAUGA